AUGCUUUCUUGUAAUAGUUUGGAAGACUCUAACCGAUUAUAUGCGUGCGCCCUGGGUCCAGCUGCUGCUCAGUCCGCAUUCUGCUCGCGAAGGGGUCUUUUCAAAACUCGUCUUCUCUUGUUGCGUCUGUGUGGUGAUAGUGUUAGUGGAAUAUGUUACCAUGGCGGUGAGUUUUUGGGUAACUGCUACGUUUCUCGUGUGUACCAGUCUCUUUUAUGCUCACCUAAUGCCUCCGACUUGGAGCCUAUAUAUACCCGGUCACUGGAUGACAUCCAAUAUAUGGAUGUUCAUCGACCACGGUCCAACGAAGAUACCUCUGGGGGCAGAGCAAUUUGUCUUUCGGAAGCUGGCCUGAUCCUACUGUCCAGCACAGUCAGCAGCAAUCGCUUUUCUGUGCAGGUCACCGAACAUCUUUCUCCUUGA
Molecule: messenger RNA, 423 nt
Organism: Nezara viridula (southern green stink bug)
Lineage: Eukaryota; Metazoa; Arthropoda; Insecta; Hemiptera; Pentatomidae
Source: the annotation of a GenBank genome assembly